This is a messenger RNA of Hibiscus syriacus, 713 nucleotides long. RefSeq names its product pectinesterase inhibitor 6-like. Gene Ontology annotation, biological process: negative regulation of catalytic activity. Bases 120 to 677 code for a protein of 185 amino acids. Gene Ontology annotation, molecular function: enzyme inhibitor activity. The transcript has a single exon. The record is from RefSeq and is a predicted model, not a curated record. Lineage: Eukaryota; Viridiplantae; Streptophyta; Magnoliopsida; Malvales; Malvaceae.
UCUUAAAAAAAAAUCCCCUUUAUAAAGAGCUAUCCUCUGCAGAUCCAGAGAAAUCAUGUAGUUCACACAACAAAGGGCUCUUCCAUCCUUUUUCUUAAAAUCCAAGUAACUCAAGGCUAAUGGCAAACGCCAAUAUUUACCUUACACUCCUGCUUCUCCUAAGCAUCCUAAAAUGGGGUCAAUCAGCAAGCAAUUACGUGCAAGAAGCAUGCAGCGUGACCACAUAUCGUGCCCUUUGUAUCAGCACGCUAGCACCCUUUUCCAGCUCCGCCAAGAUAAGCCCGAGCAGGUGGGCUCGAGCCGGGGUUUCGGUGACCAUAGGAGAAACCAAGAAAGUCACCCAGUACUUGUUGAAGGUGAAGAAACGCAGGGAGAUGAGAGGGAGGUACAGACUCACACUCUCGGAUUGCAUCGAGUGCUUUCGAGAUGCCAUCGACCAACUCCACUGCUCACUCGGGGUCCUUCGGAAUCUAAGCGCCAGGCAUUUUUACGAACAGAUGGGGGACGUGGCGACCUGGUUGAGUGCGACGCUAACCGAUCAAGAUACCUGCUUGGAUGGGUUCGAGAAUCCCAGGGGGAAGCAGGCCAAGAUGGUGCAGUACAAGGUUUUGAGAUCGUCGUACUUUACGAGUAAUGCUUUGGCUCUGGUCAAUAAACUUGCAACUUCUGGGCUGUAGAGCUUGGAAUCAUCAUCCUUGAUGAUUGUUAAAUGA